AUGACAGUUCUCUCAACCUUGUUCUCAACCAUCUACAAGAAAAUUGAUGGUGCCAACAAGCAAUGUGCUAUGGAGCACGGUUACCCAGUGGCUAGCAUUCCAUAUUGCCCAAAAACUCUGGCUCAAGGGACGUAUAAAAGAAUCCUUUUCAAUGCUCAAAAUGCGCCAAAAGUUUUGUUAAUUAUGGCUCCGGAUGGUGCGGAAUUGGUGGAUUCAAAGAGUCUCGCAUUUAUUCAGGAACAACUACGAAAUGCAUAUCAAGAGCAACCCACACUAAUGCAACACUUAGAGGAUCCGUUUCCAAGAAACACUAUUGCUGUCUCGUUCCCGAUGUUCAAUUUUUCUGUUGAAAGCUCAUUCCACGAGUUUUGGCCAGUCAACAAAACUCAGAUUCCGGAAAACGCUUAUCUCACAUACCAACUGCAGUCAGAAAAUUUGCAACUCACUUACUACAAUGAGAAUAAGAUACAGUAUCUGGCAGGAGUCACCUUCUUCCCAGUCCUGAAUGGAAGAGCAAAGUGUAUUGAGAACGAUCGGGCUGCGUUCAGGAUCGCUACAGGAAUCACAGAGCCGUAUCCUCUCCAAGACAGAAAUUUGUGGCUCAAGAAAAUCCGUCAGCAUAUCUAUGGACGGUAUUGCUCCGUAGCAGGAAAACGCAUUUUGAUUGAUUGCGAGGAUGUUUAUGUUCGUCAUUGGGACUUCAACCAUAUUACACGAGAGUGGUUCAAGGAGGCUUGCGAGGAGUGUUUGGUCGAUUCGUUGACCUACAAGUUCGUGGAUCCGAAUGCAGAGCCAGCAAAAGAAAAAUGCAACAACUCAGUACUCGAGCAACAAGCAGAAGCUCGUCUCCAGGAGUUGGUGGGAAAUGAUCAACCUGUUUAUUUCACACAUCGUGAAACUGGAGAAAGACUACCAAAGGAGAACCAACCGAAAAUCACAGAAAUUGCUAGUUGGAUUAUGGAAAAUCCGGAUUACAGCGUUCAUUGUCACAGUGCUCUCUUCCAGAAAUUUUUGAACGGGGAGUCGGAUACUAAAAAGGUGAUGAUGGUUGAUGAGGAAGUGCAAUGUGACGAUUUGGAAAUCCAUGCAAACGCAGAAAAAGUCUCACUUGGAACUACAUUGCUCGAAGAACAUAAGGUUUCACUUAUCAACCUCCUGGAGGACUUCGAUGUCAUUUCUUCUUCAUCUGAUUAA
Molecule: messenger RNA, 1194 nt
Organism: Caenorhabditis briggsae
Lineage: Eukaryota; Metazoa; Nematoda; Chromadorea; Rhabditida; Rhabditidae
Exons: 3
Coding region: 1-1194 (397 amino acids)
Molecular function (GO): protein binding
Source: RefSeq, a predicted model, not a curated record